GAAGAACAAGACAUUUCAAAUCCGAACCUUAAGAGGGUUGAGCCUUCGACGCAUGUUUUAUUAUUCAUAUUAGAGCGGCGCGGGUUCGUGUUCUCGAAAUUGAACCUUGCCAUUCUGUAGAAGCUUUUAUAACUUCACUGGGUAUUCAGAAGGAUAUAUAGGGAAGAGACCUGUUACCUCGAGGCUUUAUCGGGCGCUCGUGACAGAUAAUAUCUUAACUCCUCGGUGUACCGCCUUUGCACUGCUUGAUCAUUGUCGCUCUAUGUUUGACCUCUUUCCUUGACAGAUAUACGUUUUCUUCCGCAACUUCAUCAUAGAAGCCAACUAUGAGAUGUGAGAAUUGAAGUCGAUGAAAUACAGUCUUUCAAGCUGCGCACGCGAAAGAAAGCAAGCAUUUGGGGCAGUAUGGGACGCAAAGCUGGUUCUCCGAUAAGACCGGGGUCAUGAUGGCUUGUAUACGGUUUGUUGCAGAAUGUUUCAGGUCACCCACACCACGCCCUAGUGCUUACACUGCCGUCUGGCUACCUGACGUGAGCCGGAGCUGACCCAUGUAAGUCUCUUCUCCCGAACGUUCGUGUUCACCCUUCCUUUUUCUCUUUUUCUCUUUUCUACCAUCCAUUUGUUCCGGACUUACGUUUCCCAUCGAUUCGUAACUUACGAGGCGUUCAACGCCAUAAUAAGACUUUUACGAACUCGAUCACGGUCUUACUGUUCCUCGGUACAGACCCAUUCACCACCUUACAAGUAGACAUGAUGGUGUCAUCCAUGGCGCGCGCCGUUGCGGUCAUGACUUUGGUUGUACCCAUUGUGGCGGGAGGAGCCAUCAGUAACAGGGACGAUGCACCUGUGUUCAGCCCUCAGAGGGUUAACAUCCCGCUUGGAUUUGGUGCGGCGGGGCAGUACGUCAUGCCAGUCAAUAUGGCCACAGGCGAUAAUACUCAGAACUUCAAUUUCACGUUGGCCAUGAAUUCUGGUUUGACCUAUGUUGCAGGGCAAGGGUGUUCGACAUGCAGCAAUAUUGCGUUAUAUGAUCAAAGUCGUUCCACCACCGCACAAGCGUUAAACGCGAAUGCUACCACGAACUUCCUCACAGAUACAUCGUCUGGUCCCGUCAUCAAAGAGACAUGUUCAAUCCAAACUUCGAAUGGAUCCAACUGGGUGUACCCCAAUCAAACAGUGGUCGUGAUCCAAAACCAGCAAGCGAAUGGCUUUGGUCAACUCCUGGGCGGCUUCACCGGGGUUUCCGGUAUAGUUGGUCUCGGCACGAAUCUCAAUUCACAGCCUUCCUCUUCUGGGGGUGGAUUCCAAGCUGCAUUUGCCGAUUCCAUUUACGGCCAAUGGUUGAACCGUAACCCGACAGCGUCCAACUUUAGUUUCGGGAUGGCGCUCUCUCCUCCAGCCGUUAGAAGGAACAAUGGUUCCACUGUUCCUUCAGAUGCAGCGGGAACGAACGCUGGUGUUCUCAACUGGAUGCAACCUGAUUCCUCGAUGUACAAAGGAGAUCAGAUUACUUUCAAACCUGUUGACAACUCUGCUAAUGGCGGAGCUGCAGGGAAUAGUGGGAGCCCUCCAAGCAACGCUCCGUCUUCGGAAUGGUCGCUUUCCCUGGAUGGCUGGGUGUUCGCUGAUGGCGAUAAUCGCAUCUCGAACACGAGGUCGGUCGUAGCAGAUGUUGAAGCGCUGUACACGGAGCUUUAUUUCCCUCAAGACCAAGCGACCUUGCUUCAUGCUGCCAUUAAAGGGUCUUCUUUGCAGCCAAAUUUGGGCUCUCUGGGUCCCACUAUUUCUCGGGCCUGGACCAUCCCCUGUGAUGCUCAGUUUAGCUUCGGAUUCGUUGUCGGAAGCCAAACUUUCACACUGGAUCACAACUCCUUGGUAAUUAGGGAGAGCGACGGAACGUGUGUAAGUGCAAUUGAGGCAUGGGCGGAUCCAAACCAGACCAAGUAUCUCUUGGGUUCUUCAUUCAUUAGUUCCAUCUACCUCAUCUUCCAGAUUAACCGUGAUGGAACGCAAGUCGUCGGCUUUGCGCCAUUCGCCGACCCACCUAAGAAGUCAUCUCACACUGGUGCCAUCGUAGGCGGUGUCAUCGGCGGAGUCGCAUUCCUCGUCAUCGUCGCCCUUUCUGCCUUUUUCCUGUCCCGCUAUUACCAUCGCAAAUCCACUUUGGGUACAUUCGAUCCUCAACUCGACGAAACCAAAGCUCCGACACCUUAUACCCUUGGUGCUCCUACAGGCGAAGUCUCGAUAUACACACCUAAUGGUGCUUCUGCCAAUGCAGCGAGACAGUCAUAUUUGCCUGUUUCGGCUGGUACUUCGGUUACGGAUCCUCUAUUUGCCAAUGCCAUGUCGGAGAGCUCUCAGUAUGCUCCUGAAUUAAUCUCUCCUCCUGCGUAUGAUGCAUCUGAGGCGAGUUUCGCGGCUGCGAACCCUGGAGUUGCGCAUAAUAGGGUGAUUAGGGAGAAGGGCGGCCAUUCAGUUUGGCAGGCGUCAAAUCAUGAGGAUCCUUCUGCUGGUAGUUCCUCUACUUGAGGUGAUAAUGCGUGUUUGCGAUGGAGAUGGUUGUCCAAUUCGCAUAGGGACGUUCUCAGGUUGCUUUCGUCGCUUUUUUGUGGUUCUUGUAGUUUCCCAUUUUCAAUCGCAGUUAUCAUAAUGGACUCCUUCGCUCAACAUCUAUGCACUCCUUCUACACGGGUAUUUAUUCUCGUAAUGCGCCUUCCCGCCGAACGCGAAUACAUGCAACCGCAAUGUACAGAAAUUAAAUCUAGAGAUAAUAAGUCAUCCGAAAAAACUCUAAUAUUUGUUGCGCCUUUACGAUCAUCCAAUGACGAACGUAUCAUUGACGCUUCAGGAUUCAAGCUCGACGUUGAACGCCUCGACACCGUAUUGAGCCA
Somion occarium is the source of this 2891-nucleotide messenger RNA. NCBI's taxonomy places the organism in Eukaryota, Fungi, Basidiomycota, Agaricomycetes, Polyporales, Cerrenaceae. The record is from the annotation of a GenBank genome assembly.